AAACAGUUGCUCUCCCCGCGGCCGGACGGGCGUGCUGACGCGUUACGCACGCUGUUGGGAGGGGCGCGCAUGCGCGUCGGGCAGGAAGCGGCGGCGGCUGGUGCGGGAACAGGGGCUGCCGGGGCCACGGGCGCCAUGUCGGGCCGCUCGGUGCGGGCCGAGACCCGCAGCCGCGCCAAGGAUGACAUCAAAAAAGUGAUGGCGGCCAUCGAGCGCGUUCGAAAAUGGGAGAAGAAGUGGGUGACCGUGGGAGACACAUCCCUGCGGAUAUUCAAGUGGGUGCCUGUAGUCGACAGCAAAGAGAAAGAGAAGUCCAAAUCCAGUAGUGCUGCUGUCCGGGAGCCCAAUGGCUUUCCAGCUGAAGCUGCUGCCAACUCGUCACUCCUUCUGGAGUUCCAGGACGAAAACAGCAACCAGAGCUCCUUGUCGGAUGUCUACCAACUCAAGGCAGACAGCAGCCCUGCCUCCAGCCCCAGCCCCCAGCAGAGUGAGUCGAUGAGCCCCACGCACAACUCUGACUUCCGCACUGAUGACUCGCAGCCGCCCACACUGGGACAGGAGCCGCUGGAAGAGCCUGCCCUGCCUCCCUCCGAAGUAGCAGAUGAGCCCCCGACCCUCACGAAGGAAGAGCCAAGUCCUCCGGAGGCUCAGGCAGCUGGAGGGGAGGAGGAUUCCGGAGCACCUCCACUCAAGAGAUUUUGCCCCGAUCAGAAUUCUGCAUGCCAUGCGGCCUCUGAGAGCUAGCCCGCCAGCUUCUCCCCUGCGAUAUGGUCCUUCCCUAAGAGUCCGUCUGCCCCCCUUGCCCACGAGAUGCUCAUCCUUUUGACAAUUGGGAUGCCCGUCCACUGCCCUCCAACCAUCCUUGUCCUGUUGUUCUUUGGGACCGUGCUCCCUCCUGAUGCCAGCUUGCCUUCACCCACUUCUGCCAAGAGUUGUCCUGUCUCCCCCAAUGCAACAUUCCCUUCCCUCUUUUACCCCCCUCACUUGCACGCCUAAGAGAUGAGGCGCUGCACAGCCUCUCUUUUUAUUUUCUCAAUCCUCUGUGGACUCUUGGGAAUGGGGAUUGUGGCUUAGGAGGUUCCUCGAGGACCGAGAAGUUUUCAGCACUUGAUUGGACAACCCUGAAGUCCCUCUUCUUCUUGGGAGCAAAAGGUUCUCCCUGGAUGGAAGCACGAGACCUGGGGGGAGUCCAGCUGGGAUGCCGUGCAAUAGUUGUUGAGUUUUAAGCCAUUAGGCCGGAGAUUUGCACCUUUUUGGGGGGGAGAGGGGGGCUGUAUCUGGGCAGCUGGUCUGGAGCCUGCAGGCUUGGCUGCAAAGAAAGGAUCCUCCCUGCUAGGAUGAGGGUCUACAAACAGUCCUUGUCGGCUGGCGCAGGUGGAGCUUGGCCAGUUCCCCCUCCUUCAGGCAACAAGGGAGCUGCAUGCCUCGAGCCAGUGGGGGCCUGUCUCUAAGCAGCCCCUUCUUUUGGGGGGGGUCCCCGUUAGAGCAACCGCCCCCAGACCAACCAGCCCCCUCUGGCCCCUGCAAACCUGACCCCUGUCACAAUCUGCACGUGGAAUUGAGUCUGUGAUUGAGGCCCUGCUGCGGCAAGAAGUGCUGGCCGUGCAGGGAAGCAAAGAGAUAUUUUAGCACUGAAGAGAAUAUUUUUAAAAUUAAAAUAUUUGAAAUAG
Messenger RNA from Heteronotia binoei (common prickly gecko), 1670 nucleotides. RefSeq names its product BAF chromatin remodeling complex subunit BCL7B (gene BCL7B). Bases 70 to 744 code for a protein of 224 amino acids. The record is from RefSeq and is a predicted model, not a curated record. The transcript is spliced from 6 exons. Lineage: Eukaryota; Metazoa; Chordata; Lepidosauria; Squamata; Gekkonidae.